AUGGAACAUGAAUCAUCAAAAAAAAAAUUGUUUUCUCCUCCACCUGAACCAUCAUUUGUUUUACGCUCAUUUGAAUCGGGUGUAACAUGUGUUCACUAUUCAAUAAUUGAUAAUAAAUCAUUUUUAUAUGCUGCCGAUCAAAUUGGAUUAGUAUAUUUAUAUAAUUUACAUUUACGUACAAAUAUAUUCAAAUUUCAAGCACAUGAAAAUAAUGAAAGUAUAUUUGGUUUAAGUCUAUUUUCACAAAAUAAAAAUAAUUUUGUUACAUUAGGAAAAGAUGGUUUUGUAAAAGUAUGGGAUUUAGAUAAAUCAAUAAAUAAAACACCUAUUUGGACUUAUCAGUUAAAUCAUUGUUCAUUUUGUAAUUGUGAUAUCACACAAAAUCUUAUUGUUGUACCAUUAAAAGAAUCGUCUACUGUUGGAACACUUGACUAUCGUUUAUCAUCAUCUGUAAUUGUUCAAAAAUUUUCUCCAUCAAAUAAAUGUGGUAUGGUAAUGAAAUUACAUGUAUUAAAUGACAAAUGGUUAUUUAUUGCAUAUGAAAAUGGACUAUUAGCUGUUUACAAUCUCAUCAAUAGUCAACCAAUAGCAGAAAUAAAUGUAAUCGAAAAUAAAGAUGAACCAUUAAUGGCGAUGGAUGUUUGUUCAUUUGUUGAUAAUCAAAAAACGAAUGAUGAUGAUAAUGAUGAAUUUAUAAUAGCUACCUGUCUGUGUGGUACAUCAUUAAAUGAGAUUUAUUCAAUUGAAUUUAUUGAACAAAAAAAAUUAAAUCAAUUUAGUUUACGAAAACAAGAUAAAACAAAGUUUCAUUUAUUAUUACCUAAUAAUGGUUGUAAUGUUAUUAAAUAUCGACAAGAUUCAAAAUUAUUUGCAUUAUCAAGUUGGGAUUCACGAAUAAGACUAUAUCGUAGACAUAAUGGAAAACAAUUAGUAAUGUUUGAUUAUCAUCAUCAACAUGUGAAUUGUAUUGAUUUUUCACCAAAUACAUUUCAGAUGGCAUGUGGAAGUAAUGAUAGAACUGUGUCAAUAUGGGAUAUUUAUAAUAGAAAAAUGGAGUAG
This is a messenger RNA of Didymodactylos carnosus, 1059 nucleotides long. The record is from the annotation of a GenBank genome assembly. NCBI's taxonomy places the organism in Eukaryota, Metazoa, Rotifera, Eurotatoria, Philodinida, Philodinidae.